Molecule: messenger RNA, 5883 nt
Organism: Nycticebus coucang (slow loris)
Lineage: Eukaryota; Metazoa; Chordata; Mammalia; Primates; Lorisidae
Gene: DDB1
Product: damage specific DNA binding protein 1
Exons: 27
Coding region: 1682-5104 (1140 amino acids)
Biological process (GO): proteasome-mediated ubiquitin-dependent protein catabolic process; DNA repair
Cellular component (GO): site of double-strand break; nucleus
Molecular function (GO): protein binding; nucleic acid binding
Source: RefSeq, a predicted model, not a curated record
GCAGCACCUACAGGAAUGGGUAAUACAAGCUGAUGAAGGCACUUGCGGCCAACUGGCACAAUCACGUUUCCAGUGGCCUAGUAAUUAGGGAGCUGCCUCAGACUUCGGUCCAAGUCCAAACUCUAGUACGUGAGCUAGGAAUGGAGAAGAGCAUGGGGCCGACCAAGGUUCACACCCGCACUUGGUUGCCAGGAGAUAGAUCAAUCCAUGCUGGGUACAAGACUACUUUUAUGGCCAGGAGCAGUGCCCACCUCAUUACCAAGGAGCAAAGUGAACCAAAAAAUAACUUCAUCUUUUACACAGGCAUCACAUGUGGUGAAAAAGUUUACAAAGCUCUUCCUACACUUGCUCUUGUUAGCCUUGGCACCACACCAAGAGGGAGUCAGCUGCGUUUGUGAUCCUAUUUUACUUCUAGAAAGACUCAGAAAGCUCUAAUGACUUGCACAGGAUCAUACAGUUCAAAGCCAAGACUCAGACUGAUGUCUAUUUAUAAAGUUAUGUUUUUUCUACUGAUAAUUUAGUGCCUCCAGUCAGGCAGAGCCUCUGCUGUGGGCAAACCAAUAUGUAAACCACAAUGACAUUCUCGUUCCCCUAAGUUCAGCCUGGUUCAGAGGUGUCUUGGGCUCUGAAAGGGCCACACAGGGACUUGGGCUCUAUACAUGGGCAAGCGCACAAUGGGAAGAAUUCAGACAUUGAUUCUGCACCUAGGUCUGCCUCAACCUACUGGGAAGAUCUUAGGUAAACCAAUUCCCCUCUGAGCCUCAGCUUCCUCAUCUGUAAAAUUGCUCUCCUCUGGCAUUCUAUGGAUAUACCACGCCACGUGGUCCUCCUCCUGCUCCUUGGGGAAUAUUUGAUGUGUGUGUGUGUAUGGCGGACCUAGCAGUUACAGCCCUCCUGGGUUAUCAAGGCUGUCACAGGCAAAAUUCUGGUUUCAUAUAUGAGAUCAUUAUUUGUACAACAAUGAGGGGCAUUAAUAAUUUGGCACGUGGCCUGGGUGGGCCCUUCAAAGUCUUAAAGAUCAGUUUAAAAGCGGAGAGGUGUGCGUCCUGGUGCCUCCCCCACCCACAGGUAAGGCGGGUGAUCGUUCUACGGUCAGGCCAGGGCAGUGGCUUUGGAGCAACUAGGAGAGUUAAGGGUGGGGGAGGCAAGGUUCUAGUCUGGGAUGUGCACAUAUCGUUGUCACCAUCCCGUCUCUAGGCCUCUGCAGUCCUUCCUGCUCUAAAAGGGGGAACGGCCUGAGAGCUCCUGGAGCAAUGGAAGACGGAGAGGACCGGGUCUGGGUAAGGGUGAGGGGCGCGGCGCGGGAUUGGGGGCCUCGGAGAAACUCCCCUAGCGGAUCCCGCCCGCGUCAGCCACCUCUGUAGCAGUAGCGUGUUCACAAGGACCCCAAACAGCGAACACGCAUCCGGGUCCUCCGGGCUCUGGCAGUAGGAGACGAGGCGGAGCCUUCAGAGGCGGGGCCUGCCGUGAUUGGUUGGCUCGGGCUCCGGGAGUCCUCCAAGACGCCAGGUGAUGCUGUCCCGUGAUGCCCCGCGCCCCGGCCGCUCUGGCCUGCAACGUGUCUUCGGGGCGGAGACAGCGGUAGUGGAGCUGAGCGCGGGUGGGGGCCACCUGUCUCUUUGCUAGUGUCCGUCUCGCUAUCGUCGCCCUCGAGUCCCGACGGGCCGCCCCAGGCCUCGACAUGUCGUACAACUACGUGGUAACGGCACAGAAGCCCACCGCCGUGAACGGCUGCGUGACCGGACACUUUACUUCAGCUGAAGAUUUGAACCUGUUGAUUGCCAAAAACACAAGAUUAGAGAUCUAUGUGGUCACUGCGGAGGGGCUUCGGCCAGUCAAAGAGGUGGGCAUGUAUGGGAAGAUUGCCGUCAUGGAGCUUUUCAGGCCCAAGGGGGAGAGCAAGGACCUGCUGUUUAUCCUGACAGCCAAGUACAAUGCCUGCAUCCUGGAGUAUAAGCAGAGUGGAGAGAGCAUUGAUAUCAUUACGCGAGCUCAUGGCAACGUCCAGGACCGUAUUGGCCGCCCCUCAGAGACCGGCAUUAUUGGCAUCAUUGACCCUGAGUGCCGGAUGAUUGGCCUGCGACUGUAUGAUGGCCUUUUCAAGGUUAUUCCACUAGAUCGGGACAAUAAAGAGCUCAAGGCCUUUAACAUCCGCCUGGAGGAGUUGCAUGUUAUCGACGUCAAAUUCUUGUAUGGUUGCCAAGCGCCUACCAUUUGCUUUGUCUACCAGGACCCUCAGGGGCGGCAUGUAAAAACCUAUGAGGUAUCUCUCCGAGAGAAGGAGUUCAAUAAGGGCCCUUGGAAACAGGAAAAUGUAGAAGCUGAAGCUUCCAUGGUGAUUGCAGUCCCAGAGCCCUUUGGAGGGGCCAUCAUCAUUGGACAGGAAUCAAUCACCUAUCACAAUGGUGACAAAUACCUGGCGAUUGCCCCUCCUAUCAUCAAGCAAAGCACAAUUGUGUGCCACAAUCGUGUGGACCCCAAUGGUUCAAGAUACCUGCUGGGAGAUAUGGAAGGACGGCUUUUCAUGCUGCUUUUGGAGAAGGAGGAACAGAUGGAUGGCACUGUCACCCUCAAGGAUCUCCGUGUGGAACUCCUUGGAGAGACCUCGAUUGCUGAGUGUUUGACGUACCUUGAUAAUGGUGUUGUGUUUGUGGGUUCUCGGCUGGGUGACUCACAGCUUGUAAAGCUCAACGUUGACAGUAAUGAACAAGGUUCCUAUGUAGUGGCCAUGGAAACCUUUACCAAUUUAGGACCCAUUGUUGACAUGUGCGUGGUAGACCUGGAGAGGCAGGGGCAGGGCCAGCUGGUUACUUGCUCUGGGGCUUUCAAGGAAGGUUCCUUGCGGAUCAUCCGGAAUGGAAUUGGAAUCCAUGAGCAUGCCAGCAUUGACUUACCCGGCAUCAAAGGCUUAUGGCCACUUCGGUCUGAACCCAAUCGUGAGACUGAUGACACUUUGGUGCUCUCUUUUGUGGGCCAGACGAGAGUUCUCAUGUUAAAUGGGGAGGAGGUGGAAGAAACUGAACUGAUGGGUUUCGUGGAUGAUCAGCAGACUUUCUUCUGUGGCAAUGUGGCUCAUCAACAACUUAUCCAGAUCACUUCAGCAUCGGUCAGGUUGGUCUGUCAAGAACCCAAAGCUUUGGUCAGUGAAUGGAAGGAGCCUCAGGGCAAGAACAUUAGUGUGGCCUCCUGCAACAGCAGCCAGGUAGUGGUAGCCGUUGGCAGGGCCCUCUACUACCUGCAGAUCCAUCCUCAGGAGCUGCGACAGAUCAGCCACACAGAGAUGGAACAUGAAGUGGCAUGCUUGGACAUCACACCAUUAGGGGACAGCAGUGGGCUGUCCCCUCUUUGUGCCAUUGGCCUCUGGACAGACAUUUCAGCUCGUAUCUUGAAGCUGCCCUCUUUUGAACUACUGCAUAAGGAGAUGCUGGGUGGAGAGAUCAUUCCUCGCUCCAUCCUGAUGACCACCUUUGAGAGUAGUCAUUACCUCCUUUGUGCCUUGGGAGAUGGGGCACUUUUCUACUUUGGGCUCAACAUUGAGACAGGCUUGUUGAGCGACCGUAAGAAGGUGACUUUGGGUACCCAGCCCACGGUAUUGAGGACUUUCCGUUCUCUUUCUACUACCAACGUCUUUGCUUGCUCUGACCGUCCCACUGUCAUCUACAGCAGCAACCACAAAUUGGUCUUCUCCAAUGUCAACCUCAAGGAAGUGAACUACAUGUGUCCCCUCAACUCAGAUGGCUAUCCUGACAGCCUGGCACUGGCCAACAACAGCACCCUUACCAUUGGCACCAUUGAUGAGAUCCAGAAGCUGCACAUUCGCACAGUUCCCCUCUACGAGUCUCCCAGGAAAAUAUGCUAUCAGGAAGUAUCCCAGUGUUUUGGGGUCCUCUCUAGCCGCAUUGAAGUCCAAGACACAAGUGGAGGCACAACUGCUCUGAGGCCCAGUGCCAGCACCCAGGCCCUGUCCAGCAGUGUCAGCUCCAGCAAGUUGUUCUCCAGCAGCACAGCUCCUCACGAGACCUCCUUUGGAGAAGAGGUGGAGGUACAUAACCUCCUUAUCAUCGACCAGCACACCUUUGAAGUGCUUCAUGCCCACCAGUUUCUGCAGAAUGAGUAUGCCCUCAGCCUGGUUUCCUGCAAGUUGGGCAAAGACCCUAACACAUACUUCAUUGUGGGCACAGCCAUGGUGUAUCCUGAAGAGGCAGAGCCCAAGCAGGGUCGCAUUGUGGUCUUUCAGUACUCAGAUGGAAAACUACAGACUGUGGCUGAAAAGGAGGUGAAAGGGGCUGUUUACUCCAUGGUGGAAUUUAAUGGGAAGCUGUUGGCCAGCAUCAAUAGCACGGUGCGGCUGUACGAGUGGACAACAGAGAAGGAGCUGCGCACAGAGUGCAACCACUACAACAACAUCAUGGCCCUCUACCUGAAGACCAAGGGCGACUUCAUCCUUGUGGGCGACCUCAUGCGCUCGGUGCUGCUUCUGGCCUACAAGCCCAUGGAAGGAAACUUCGAAGAGAUUGCUCGAGAUUUUAAUCCCAACUGGAUGAGCGCUGUGGAAAUCUUGGAUGAUGACAAUUUCCUGGGGGCUGAAAAUGCCUUUAACUUGUUUGUGUGUCAGAAGGAUAGCGCCGCCACCACCGAUGAAGAGCGGCAGCACCUUCAGGAGGUUGGUCUCUUCCACCUGGGCGAGUUUGUCAAUGUCUUUUGCCACGGCUCUCUGGUCAUGCAGAAUCUGGGUGAGACGUCCACCCCCACACAAGGCUCGGUGCUGUUUGGCACGGUCAACGGCAUGAUUGGGCUGGUGACUUCACUGUCAGAGAGCUGGUACAACCUCUUGUUGGACAUGCAGAAUCGACUCAAUAAAGUCAUCAAAAGUGUGGGCAAGAUUGAACACUCCUUCUGGAGAUCCUUUCACACUGAGCGGAAGACGGAACCAGCCACAGGCUUCAUUGAUGGCGACUUGAUUGAGAGUUUCCUAGAUAUCAGCCGUCCCAAGAUGCAGGAAGUUGUGGCAAACCUACAGUAUGACGAUGGCAGCGGUAUGAAGCGAGAGGCCACUGCAGACGAUCUCAUCAAGGUUGUGGAGGAGCUAACUCGGAUCCAUUAGCCAUGGGCAAAGGUCCCCAAAGGCUUUGCCCUGCUGCCCGCCCCCUCCUCUCCUACCAUUGUAUUCUUGGCCAUGAGGGACCUUUCCCUAAGCCAGCUGCCCCAAAGCCACAGUUCACCUGUGUGGAAAUGGGGCCGUCUUAGAACUAAAACUAGUUCACUAGUGACCUGGGCAUGGGCUAAAGGUGAACCAUUUUCUCCCUGGAUUUUUACCAGUCUCAAAUGAUUCCAGCUAUCACCUUGGCCCACCAAGCUUUGAUUGGUAUAGCCAGUUGUCCGCCUUCCAGGGAGGGAUCUCGUGGCUCUUUAGCUGAAACGAAGCUGUGUGUGCGUGUGUGCGUGCGUGCGUGCGUGCGUGUGUGUGUGUGUAUCUCACACUCAUGCAUUGUCCUCUACUAUCUUUAUUUAGGUUGGGAGUGUAGGGAGGUUGCCCAUAGUAGGGAAGAGGGUUGGGAGGGCUUCAUUAUCUUGAAGUGAAACCUUCCUUUUACUUUUCUACUUUUGCCUGUGAGAGCAUUGGUUACAGGCCAUGGGCUGCCUAAGUUCAAAACCUGGAGAAGGUGGGUGAUCCCCAAGCCACAGGAGGUGGGGGGAUGUCAGUUUCUGAGUUUUACCAAAUAAAGUAGUAUCUAAGAAGAAGAGUACAUUUAUUUCUACUUUUCUCCCCUUGCCUAGCUAUCCAGCAUCCUAGGAAUGCCGUUCUCAAUUUACUGCAGACUCACGCAGUAUCCCCCACUUGUCCUUGCUAUUGGAACAAAUCUCUAAAGUAUGUCAUCUUUA